AGACGAAUAUCGAAGUACAAAGGAGUAUCGUCUCGCGGAUCGAUCCCGUCGCGAGAGGCAUAGUUUUAGUUUUACUUAAACGUCAACGUUCGUGUUUAUAGUAUUGUAAUUCCCCGUAAAUUAAAUAACGGGACUCGUGCUCGAGAACUAUGUCGACGGAAACAGAUAAGAAUUCUCUGGUGGACCAGGAACAAAAGAAUAAGUUGAGAGUUUACUGUACAUAUUGCCCGUCGAAAAUGUUGAACGCGGGUGCAGCCCGGCUAGUAAACAUAGAGUUCAACCUACCAUACGUGCACCGGAUGGGAGAAGGUGAAGCUAACCAGCAAGAACUGCUAACCGACUACUGGCUGGUGGAAUGUGUAUAUACGUUUGAGAAUAUCGGAGUUUCCCAUGUGAUAGACAACGUCAAGUACUUGGCUUGCGCAGACUGCGAAAGGGGUCCAGUGGGCUGGCACGACCUGGCCACGAAAAAGUCGUACAUCGCGUUGAGUAGAGUUAAACACGAAUAAUUUGUAAAUAAAGGUCUUUAAUAAUUUACACGAUUCGAUUUCUUAUCUAGGAGAUAUAACCCAAGGCAAACAGGUCGACGAAGAAUCCGACAUAGAAAGCUUGAAGAUAGAAUAUAUAUGCGUGUUACUUGUUUAAGUUGAUAGUUUAAUAUUUAAUCACGUACGUUACAAACACAGCCGGAUAAAUCAGAUAAUCAAUCGUCGUUACGAUGUAAUAAUAAUCAGUAAGAUUACGCUUACGAUUAGAAAUCAUUUA
Nomia melanderi (Alkali bee) is the source of this 765-nucleotide messenger RNA. It is a transcript of the gene strat, whose product is annotated as RAB interacting factor STRAT. Gene Ontology annotation, molecular function: zinc ion binding; guanyl-nucleotide exchange factor activity. NCBI's taxonomy places the organism in Eukaryota, Metazoa, Arthropoda, Insecta, Hymenoptera, Halictidae. The record is from RefSeq and is a predicted model, not a curated record. Gene Ontology annotation, cellular component: membrane; cytosol. Gene Ontology annotation, biological process: small GTPase-mediated signal transduction; post-Golgi vesicle-mediated transport.